Molecule: messenger RNA, 2527 nt
Organism: Orycteropus afer afer
Lineage: Eukaryota; Metazoa; Chordata; Mammalia; Tubulidentata; Orycteropodidae
Gene: SNX18
Product: sorting nexin 18
Biological process (GO): mitotic cell cycle; protein transport; endosomal transport
Cellular component (GO): plasma membrane; cytoplasmic vesicle
Molecular function (GO): phosphatidylinositol binding; protein binding
Source: RefSeq, a predicted model, not a curated record
GCUGCGAGCCGAGCGGCACUGAGGGCGCGACCGGCGGGCCGCAAUACCGGGCUGCUCGCUGCCUUCCGGGCUCCCGUCUGCGCGCUAAGGCGCGGGAAAUACCGAGGGCUCCUGGGGCGGGCCCCGGGCUCGGGGCGGCGGGAGUGAGGGGCUGCUCGCUAGGGCGCCGGGACCAUGGCGUUGCGGGCUCGGGCGCUGUACGACUUCAGGUCGGAGAACCCAGGCGAGAUCUCGCUGCGGGAGCACGAGGUGCUGAGCCUGUGCAGCGAGCAGGACAUCGAGGGCUGGCUUGAGGGUAUCAACAGCCGCGGAGAUCGCGGUCUCUUCCCCGCCUCGUACGUACAGGUGAUUCGCGCCCCAGAGCCCGGCCCGGCAGGCGACGGCGGCCCGGGCGUCCCAGCCCGCUACGCCAACGUGCCGCCCGGCGGUUUCGAGCCCCUGCCUGCCGCGCCGCCCGCCUCCUUUAAGCCUCCGCCUGACGCCUUUCAGCCGCUGCUGCAAGCACAGCAGACGCCGCCGCCGAGCACCUUCCAGCCGCCUGGCGCGGGCUUCCCGUACGGUGGGGGCGCCCUGCAGCCGUCGCCUCAGCAACUCUACGGUGGCGGCGGCGGCUAUCAGGCAAGCCAGGGCAGCGACGAUGACUGGGACGAUGAGUGGGACGACAGCUCUACUGUGGCUGACGAGCCAGGCGCGCUGGGCAGCGGUGCGUAUCCGGACCUCGAUGGCUCGUCGUCUGGGGGCGUCGGGGCCGCGGGUCGCUACCGCCUAUCGACGCGCUCGGAUCUGUCGCUGGGUUCCCGCGGCAGUUCGGCGCCUCCGCACCAUUUGCAGCACCACCCGUCAGGGGCCAAGAGCUCAGCCACCGUGAGCCGCAACCUCAACCGAUUUUCCACUUUCGUCAAGUCGGGUGGGGAGGCUUUUGUGCUAGGCGAGGCGUCAGGUUUCGUCAAAGACGGGGACAAGCUGUGCGUCGUUCUCGGGCCCUACGGUCCUGAGUGGCAGGAGAACCCGUACCCCUUCCAGUGCACCAUCGACGACCCCACCAAACAGACCAAGUUCAAGGGCAUGAAGAGUUACAUAUCCUACAAGUUGGUGCCCACGCACACACAGGUGCCGGUGCACCGACGCUAUAAGCACUUCGACUGGCUGUAUGCGCGCCUGGCUGAGAAGUUUCCAGUCAUCUCCGUGCCCCACCUGCCUGAGAAGCAGGCCACUGGCCGCUUCGAGGAGGACUUCAUUUCCAAGCGCCGGAAAGGCCUCAUCUGGUGGAUGAAUCACAUGGCCAGCCACCCAGUGCUGGCGCAGUGCGAUGUCUUCCAGCACUUCCUGACAUGUCCCAGCAGCACCGACGAGAAGGCCUGGAAACAGGGUAAGAGGAAGGCCGAGAAGGAUGAGAUGGUGGGCGCCAACUUCUUCCUGACUCUGAGCACACCGCCCGCCGCCGCCCUUGACCUGCAGGAAGUAGAGAGCAAGAUCGACGGCUUCAAGAGCUUCACCAAGAAGAUGGACGACAGCGCACUGCAGCUCAACCACACAGCCAACGAGUUUGCACGCAAACAGGUGACCGGCUUCAAGAAGGAGUAUCAGAAGGUGGGCCAGUCUUUUCGUGGCCUCAGCCAGGCUUUCGAGCUGGACCAGCAGGCCUUCUCGGCCGGCCUGAACCAGGCCAUCGCCUUCACCGGAGAUGCCUACGAUGCUAUUGGCGAGCUCUUUGCCGACCAGCCCAGGCAGGACCUGGACCCGGUCAUGGACCUGUUAGCGCUGUACCAGGGACAUCUGGCCAACUUCCCAGACAUCAUCCAUGUUCAGAAAGGAGCUCUUACCAAAGUAAAGGAGAGUAGGCGACAUGUGGAAGAAGGAAAGAUGGAGGUCCAAAAGGCAGAUGGCAUUCAAGAUCGCUGUAACACUAUCUCUUUUGCCACUUUGGCUGAAAUUCACCACUUCCAUCAAAUUCGAGUAAGAGACUUUAAAUCACAGAUGCAGCAUUUCUUACAACAACAAAUAAUAUUUUUCCAAAAAGUGACCCAGAAGUUGGAAGAAGCUCUUCACAAAUAUGAUAGUGUUUAAUGACUAAACAUUGGAUUGUAGACUUUUUUCAGUUCAAAGGAUAAUUUCUACAGCCGGAUGAAAACUGCUAUCAAAGAGCUAUUGCCAACUAUCAGUGGUGGUACAAGGAUGGUUUUGUGUUCAACUGAAGCCCAGCUGAAUAUAUAAUUAUGUAGGAAGGAAACAGUUAAUAUGUUAUGUAAUAGAAACAGUACCACACAUUGUAACUAAAUUAUACUAUGUAUGCCUACACUACCAUUGUAACUUUUGGAAUAAUGAUUAUACUAUUUGCCUUAUUGCUUUUUGAAGUAUGGGUAUUUUAGUGCAUACUUUGUAGACCUCAAAACCCUAGAAGGGUCUCAAAGAAGCUGGCUGGAUAAAAGCUGGCUGUGGAUGCCUUUUUACUCUCAUAAAUUGGGAUUACCUAAAUUCAACUUACUCUCUGUUUACAAACUCCAACUAGAGCAGCUAUGCGACUUUG